Messenger RNA from Trichoderma virens Gv29-8, 2070 nucleotides. RefSeq names its product lung seven transmembrane receptor domain-containing protein. Gene Ontology annotation, biological process: retrograde transport, endosome to Golgi. Bases 288 to 1937 code for a protein of 549 amino acids. Gene Ontology annotation, cellular component: Golgi apparatus; membrane. NCBI's taxonomy places the organism in Eukaryota, Fungi, Ascomycota, Sordariomycetes, Hypocreales, Hypocreaceae. The transcript has 7 exons. The record is from RefSeq and is a predicted model, not a curated record.
CUCCGCAACAGCGAUUGUCUCUCGUCUCUUCUGGCUGCCUCGAGGCCACGACAGAACCCACCUCCGACCAGCUGCGCUUUGUUCUAGUGCCGCGCAAUUCGGUCGCUGAAGAAAUAGCACAGUCCAACCAACGCUGAUCCGGUCCCUGAACGAACCUUCGCCGUCAUCGUCAAGCCGCUUCUGCUCUCCUGGCUCUCCUGGCUCCCUUGGAUCACCUGGGCUGAAGCCACAGUCGCUCAUCGUCAACCCCGAGUUACUUUUGCGCUGCGCCUGGAUCCGUCGCCAGCAUGAGGGCUCUUCUCGGGCUUCUCGCCCUGGGCAUGUCGCUCUGGACCGCCCAGGCCCUUGAGGUUCCCAUGAACCAAAAAGAGGAUUCUCGCCAGUACUGCACAGGAAUGUACAGUCGCACGUCUUGGGGCGGGCCGGUUGAUCCGUUUAUUCUCGUCAAGUUUCUAAAUAAUACCGCUCCUCAAGGGGAUGAUCCUAUUGCGAGUCUGGUUAUUUUCGAAUGGAGAGAUGCCGAUUUUAUUGGAAUCCCGGAUCCAGACAUCCAGGCUACACGACUUGCACUUUGCGACGAUAGCAUGAUUAAAAACGGCGUUUGCAACUCGACCGACAAGGGCGAAUUUGUUCUGGCCCCGAAUGCGACUGAGAAAUCCAACACGUUGAUUCUGAGCAAGGCCGUCCACCUCAACAACCCGACUCCGAUCAACUACCCCAUCAAGAAGACUGGAUACUACUGCGUCAUCACCGAGGGCUUCAACAUUGAGAAGUACAAUGCCGUGGUCGAGUUCCGAAAUGCCUAUGGAGAGCUGCCGGCAACCCAAAUUCCAAAGCUGCCUUUCUACGGUGGAAUGUCCAUUCUAUACGCCCUGGUAACAGUCUUUUGGGCUUUUCUGUACUUUCAACACCGACAUGAUAUUCUUGCGGUGCAAAAUUACAUCACGGCCAUUCUCAUCUUUUUAGCGAUUGAAAUGCUCCUGACAUGGGGUUUCUACGAUUUCCAAAAUCACCACGGAACUGCCAACGUGGGCAGCAAAAUCUAUCUCAUUGUUGUUGCGAUUCUCAACGCGGCUCGAAACUCCUUUUCCUUCUUCCUGCUCCUCAUCGUCUGCAUGGGAUACGGUGUCGUCAAGCCCACCCUUGGCCGCACAAUGAUCUACGUCAGAUGGCUUGCCGCUGCGCACUUUGUGUUUGGCAUUGUCUACGCAGUCACAAGUUUACUGGUAUCACCAGAAAGUGCUGGGCCCUAUGUACUUCUUAUUGUCCUCCCGCUGGCCGGAACUUUGACUGGCUUUUAUGUUUGGACGCUCAACUCGCUCAACUUCACUCUCAAGGACCUGCGUGAACGCAAACAGCAUGUUAAGGAGGGCAUGUACAAGAAGCUGUGGUGGGCUAUCCUCAUCAGUGUCUUGGUCAUCUUUGCCUUUUUCUUCUUCAACAGCUUCACCUUUGCGUCUGUCGGCGAUCCUGAUUUUGUUCCUUUCCACUGGAAGACUAGAUGGUUCAUCCUGGACGGCUGGCUCAACAUUGUUUACUUUGCUGAUGUUGCUUGGGUCGCAUAUCUCUGGAGACCAACAGUCAACAACCGCCGCUUUGCCAUGAGUGACGAAAUUGCGCAAGACGAUGAUGGCAACUUUGAAAUAGGAGACAUUGGCAUGCCUGACGACUCAGAUGAUGAAGAGGCACAGAUUGGCAAACCUGUUGCCGGCUUCGGACAAGAGAGCGGUUUGACAGGUGCUGGACCAGCACAAGCCAGCACCAGCAGAGCCGUGCCUGGUGGUGCGCAGUCACAAGCAACCGCUCGUGGCGUUCCACGAGAGUCUCUUGAGGGAGAGACAAUAUUCGCUGUUGGCGAAGACGGUGACAAGGCAUCAGACAGCGAGGCUGAAAGCGACGACGAUGAGGACGCCAAGCUUGUACAUAAGAAACUGUGAGGAGGGGGGGGACGAGUCUUUUGGAACCGCUUGGUUGUAGAAUGGAACGGAAUAGGCUUUUCGGAGUUUAUGAAUUUGGGUUUUCGUAACAACGUUGUUUAUUUUGUGUAGAAUAGAAAAAUAUUGACAAAGC